Messenger RNA from Fulmarus glacialis (Northern fulmar), 973 nucleotides. It is a transcript of the gene ADSL, whose product is annotated as adenylosuccinate lyase. Gene Ontology annotation, biological process: 'de novo' AMP biosynthetic process. Lineage: Eukaryota; Metazoa; Chordata; Aves; Procellariiformes; Procellariidae. Gene Ontology annotation, cellular component: cytosol. The annotation marks the transcript as partial. Gene Ontology annotation, molecular function: N6-(1,2-dicarboxyethyl)AMP AMP-lyase (fumarate-forming) activity; (S)-2-(5-amino-1-(5-phospho-D-ribosyl)imidazole-4-carboxamido) succinate lyase (fumarate-forming) activity. The record is from RefSeq and is a predicted model, not a curated record. The transcript is spliced from 9 exons.
ACCUGCACAGCUCACCACUGUGGGGAAACGCUGCUGCUUGUGGAUUCAGGACUUGUGCAUGGACCUGCAGAACCUGGAGCGGGCUCGGAAUGACCUGCGCUUUCGGGGUGUAAAAGGCACCACUGGCACUCAAGCCAGCUUCUUGCAGCUCUUUGAGGGAGACCACAGUAAAGUUGAAGAGCUGGACAGAUUAGUGACUGCAAAGGCAGGAUUUAAGCGGUCUUAUAUGGUCACAGGGCAGACCUAUAGUCGCAAGGUGGAUAUUGAAGUCCUGUCCGUGCUGGCCAGUCUUGGGGCAUCUAUACACAAGAUUUGUACUGACAUUCGUCUUUUGGCCAACCUGAAGGAGAUAGAGGAGCCUUUUGAGAAAGACCAGAUUGGUUCAAGUGCUAUGCCUUACAAGAGGAAUCCAAUGCGUUCAGAACGCUGCUGCAGCCUGGCUCGACACCUGAUGACUCUGGUGCUGGAUCCCCUCCAAACAGCCUCUGUGCAGUGGUUUGAGCGAACGUUGGAUGACAGUGCCAACAGGCGCGUGUGUCUGGCUGAGGCUUUCCUCACAGCUGACAUCAUUCUGAGUACACUGCAGAAUAUCUCCGAGGGACUUGUGGUAUAUCCAAAGGUGAUUGAGAGGAGGAUCCGGCAGGAACUGCCAUUCAUGGCCACAGAGAAUCUAAUCAUGGCGAUGGUGAAAGCAGGGGGCAAUCGUCAGGAUUGCCACGAGAAGAUUCGUGUUCUCUCCCAGCAAGCAGCUGCUGUUGUGAAACAGGAAGGGGGUGAUAAUGACUUCAUUGCCCGUGUCCGUGCUGAUCCUUACUUCAGCCCUAUCCAUAAACAACUUGAAAGCCUGCUGGAUCCCUCCUCCUUCACUGGACGUGCUCCUCUGAGUGUGGCAAAGUUUCUGAAGGAGGAAGUUCGACCAGCGCUGAUUCCAUACCAAAGCAAGAUGGGUGGGAAGAUUGAGCUGGCACUUUAG